CGGGCAAAGGCUCUCCUGCACAUCUUUGUCUCGCAAAUGGUGCACAGAUGAAGUGAACAAGCAUUUUCGGCCAAAGCGAAGGAGCAACUUUCAACUUUCCACUUGGAUGGGCCACGCGAGAAGCAGCAGUAGCAGCGGUGAAGAAGAUGGGGACGCCGAGUGGAAAGCCGCCGUUGAUUCGAUUGCCUCUGCCGACCCUUUUCUGGCCAGAAAUUUUGCCGUCGAUGCUUCCAAGCCCUCCUCGCAGAACAAUGACAAGCUCUCCGGACCGAUUGUUGAAGAAGACCCAGAUCCCAAAUUCAGACCCCAGUUGCCAAAGCACUACCAAAUCAAGGCACAAAAGCUUCUGGAUGACAUCGUAGAGAGAAACUUGGAAAUUGUGAGCAAUUCAGUUACCAUCCAAGUCAGUGACAGAGAAGAUGAUGGAGGUGGGAUUAAACUGUUUAGAACUGCACCCCGUGGUAUCACAUUUGAUCGAACUGCAGAUGAGCCUCAAGGACCAAAAAGGAAACCAAGGAUUCUACCUGGAGAAGAGAUCGAUGAGAAAUCGAAAAAGUUCAAGAGGCAACUCCAAUCAGUUGUUGUCGAUGGCUUAGAUGUAAUGGGUGCAGCGAAAGCUGCAUGCCAGAAGUCAUUGGCGAGAUUAGAGGCUAGAGAUGCGGCGGCGAAAGCAGCUGUGAAAAGAGAGGAAGAUAGGGUUGCGGAACUCAAGAGGAUCAGAGGGGAGAGGUGGCUACCUUCAAUCGCUAAAGAAAUGCAACUAGAGCGUCAAGGACGAUAUAAUAACGUAUGAUGCUUCCACAAUUUCAUGACUAUUUGAUACUCUCAUUAUUGCUUAUAUCAUCUUUUCGCGCAUUCCAGUUUAUUUUUCCUUUGCCUUCAUGUUUGAUUCUGGUGAUUAUCGGACCCGGUGCAUUCAUUUCCCCAAUUUGAUUGUGCCAUAGAGUCGUAUUCAGAUUUUUUAGCAACUCAGCUGUAAAGUAGUCAUCCUCUGACAAGUUUUGCGUUGUCUGCUCGGAACAUAUGCUUGUCUUGAAGUUCACGUUUCCAUUUAUGUUUCAAAUGAACGUCAUCUUAUGAAUUUUACAGCUUCAAAAUCA
Rhodamnia argentea is the source of this 1100-nucleotide messenger RNA. RefSeq lists its product as uncharacterized. The record is from RefSeq and is a predicted model, not a curated record. The transcript has 4 exons. Lineage: Eukaryota; Viridiplantae; Streptophyta; Magnoliopsida; Myrtales; Myrtaceae. The coding region runs from base 107 to 793 and encodes 228 amino acids.